Messenger RNA from Mizuhopecten yessoensis (Yesso scallop), 6053 nucleotides. RefSeq lists its product as uncharacterized. Gene Ontology annotation, biological process: regulation of transcription by RNA polymerase II. The transcript is spliced from 6 exons. NCBI's taxonomy places the organism in Eukaryota, Metazoa, Mollusca, Bivalvia, Pectinida, Pectinidae. The coding region runs from base 209 to 2737 and encodes 842 amino acids. Gene Ontology annotation, molecular function: RNA polymerase II cis-regulatory region sequence-specific DNA binding; DNA-binding transcription factor activity, RNA polymerase II-specific. The record is from RefSeq and is a predicted model, not a curated record. Gene Ontology annotation, cellular component: nucleus.
ACCACAACACGGAAAAUACUCGUCGGCCAUAUUGGAAUAAACAAGCUUUGCUCGCUUAUCGAAUAAACACUGUUUACGGCCAAACUAGAUCCAUUUCGGAGCUAUGGAGUAGCAUUUAUGGUGGAUAUUCAGCAAGGACCAUUAUGAGGAAAAAGGUACAGGUUGGAUGAUGGAGAUCAGAUAAUGUGUACAACGUUAUACCACAGGGAUGAUAGUGGACAACAUUGCUCUGCCUACAGAUCCUGUCAUGUUGUCACAGUUACCUCCCCUGGCUGUGGAUUCCAUGACACAGAUACAAUUAACAGAGUUUAUCCCCCAGCUGGUCACUCUAGUGACAGGAAGACAGCAUCCCCUGUUUGGUAAAAGCCAGUAUCGACCAGACUGGUGGCCCCAGGAUGUAUCUUGGUCCUGGCCAGGUUCUGAUGACAUAAAACAAAGUGAGAACCUGAAACACAGUGACGACCUCAAACAAGACGAGCUAAAACUAGAGAUGCUGCGGAAAAUAGUCACAAGUUGUUACAAACAUUUAGACCAGGAGAAUCUACUAAGUGCUGCAAGUCUUCCACAGGAAAACAAGGGAACCUCUCAGAAACUUCCUGUCACCCGAGUGUUGUUCGAGCAUGAUGGAAACCAGAAUGCUGUUUGUUCUCAGGAAAAUCCUAAACCCACAGUCACACAAGGCCCGCCACAGGAGGAAAGUCCUACCCAGGCUAACAACCCUAUCUGGGUGUGUUUCCUUUGUGCCAAGCAAUUCACCAACCAGUCUGACCUUAUGGUUCACCAAGACAAAUGUGAGAAUGAGGAGGAGGAGGCAGAGGCAGAAAAAGAGACGGUCUCUAAAGUGUUACCCACACAGUUCGUCCCAAAUACUCUGCCAUUUCAGGCAGUCCCCACAAUUAUAUCAGCACAGACUAUCCAAAUAGCCCAGCCUAAACGUAUGGGCCGAUCACGUGUCAUUCCUACUCGUUUGGUGCAGAGGAGGAGGAGACGUUUUAGGGAGAUUUAUAUCCCUCCGCCCAAGGAUGUGUUUAUAAAACUAUUGGACCUAGGGGAGAAACCACGAGACGACAGUGCCCCGGUGGUCAAAGAGGAACAUGUAGACAGUGACUGUGAAAUUAUUGAUGUAGAGAUGGUAACUACACCGGUAACUCCUCGCACUCCAAAGUCUCUAAUGUCGCAGCUGAGUCGGGACGCGGAGGGAAGUCACAGGAAGCGCCAGCUCAGCUUCUCUGGACUUGUGAGUGAUUCCGACAGUGGUGGAGAGUCAACAACGAAGGAAACCAAACCUGCUCCCGCCAUCUGCUCCUUACUUCUUAACAUUGAUCUCUCCUCCCCUCUUGGACACAGGGUAAAAAAACAACUUAAGAUUGACAACACUAUUCCUAUCAUAAGUAAGGCAGACAUUUACUGUAGGGGGUAUGACAAAAAUAACUUUUUUGAAAAAUUAAGACAGAGAGAAUCUGCGUAUCCAUGUACAUUUAAGAAGAAAAGGAAACAUGCUCAGUAUCAUCAUAGAAUGAAGUUCUCUAGUUCACAGAGACGUGAGUUUAUGAUAACACAAAAGACUGGUCUAAAUAGAAAAAGUCGGAAACUUCUUAGUCAGAUGGAGCCGUGUAAGGUUGAGUUGGAGCACAUGGACCCUGCUGAAGUCAAAGAGUGGUUGAGGCCUAAACCCAGGCCACUCAUGCCCAACUACUACCAGCAGGCCCGAUAUGCUCAGGCCGUGUUUUCAAGGACUUCUUCAAAUGCCAGACAAUUCAGCAAUGAAGUUAUACAGAGGGCCAUUGGGAAGCCUCUGUGUGGACCCUUGUCUGCCAAGAUCCGUCACAUGAACCAAAGUCUAGCCUCACUUUCAAAGAUGACCCCUAUCCCAAGGUCAUACAUGGUCACCCAGGUUGUGAAGAAUGCGGAUGGUUCAGAGACCAUGAGAAUGGUGCAUGACCAGAACUCUGCGUAUCGUCCAGUCUACAGGUCCCAGGCUGCGGCUGCAGCCAGUCGCAGGAAGCAAAAUUUUGUGAGUGAACGACUUGAACGAUCAAAUAAUGAGGUAGAGAUUAUAGACUUGUCUUCAUCUGAUGAGGAAAAGGAACCUAUCAAGCAAGAAGUCCGAAAACCCAUCAAAGCAAUCCAUAGAGCUAAUAUACUGUCUAAGGUGUUCAAACCAUCUGGGUCAUUCCAGCCUCGUCCCUCUGGUAGUGGACUACAGAAUAGCACCACCCUUAGCAGACCACACCCAUAUGUGCACAUCCCAACAUCUAAUCCCAAGGGAUUUAGUAUUCAUUCCUCCCCUCCAGGGGCUCGCACAUGUAAGGAGCUUCAGCAGCGCCCCGUGGCAGUUGGAGGAACUCGUGUAUCAGAGUUUGGCGGUGUAGGGCAGGGUCUUGUGAUAAAGUCACCCAGUCCCGGUCCUGGUUUAAGAAUAAGCUCUGUAUACAGCCUUCAGGACUCUCAGUCAGAGCAAGUCAGGGACAACUCAAACUAUACCACCAUCCGGUACCAGGGUGGCCUACUGGCUCCCGCUGGGCCUAGACCCCAACUGUCUAGACCACCGGGGAUCAGACCACCGGGGAUCAGACCACAGAUAAUAAACAGUGCUAAUGUCCGACAGGGACCCCCAAGGAUGGUGAGGGGACCCAGGCCAGAGCCUGUUAAAACCUCUGUCCAUAAAAUGGAGGUGACCGGUAAAAACAAUGAUACCGAGGUGGUGGAUGUUAUCUGUAUUGAUGAUGACGAUUAGAAGACAAACAGAAUGGUCACUGACCAGUUAACAAUGCAAAGUUUACAGCAACAUUGUGUGGUGUAAGCUAAGUAAUGCAAGAUAUCAGCAUAUGACAUUUGUAUUGGAAGAAUGAUGUUAUGUAUUUUAUGUGUGUACUCCUUGUUGCAACUCGUCCUGUGUGAGAAUUUUGUAUCCAGUCUGAGAAGAUAUGUUUCGUGUGAUGCAUACCCCAAUGUACUAGUCACUCGGCAAACUAUUGCAAAAGUCUAUUGCAAUAGUUUCCGUGUCUGAAUAAGUUGGUAAAACAUUUGGAAUAUGUGAUACACGUGGACAUCCAUUUAUUUUUAAUUUUGAAAUUAAGAUGACAGGCAUAAUACACUUACAGUUUAUGCACAUCCUUAAGUAACUACAGAGUCUUAUUAUUGAAGGUUUGUUAGUGUAAUUAGUCAUCAAUUACAAUUUUAAGUAUAUAUAUUUUCCAAUGUAUUUUUUCCCUUGCAAUCUGAUAGAACUAUACAAUUUUGAUGUAGUUUUACAACUUUUUAUCCUAUAUCAUAGAUAAGAAUUGAGCUGUCGCUACAACAUAGGUUCAUCAAAUCUGUGAUUUUGGACCUUUUGACGGACGUGAUUUGUUCAGUAAUAUUUUGUAAACAUUAAUUGAUGUUGAAAUAAGGACAGGAUCUGGCCAGUACUAGUUUUACUUGAUAUUUAUAAUUAAAUCCUAUUGUAAUGAUUACAUGGUGACUUGCUGCAGUCACACAGUGAACUGCUACACUAAAAUAUCAUCCACAUCGAAACAGACUUAAAUUCUGAGUUGAAAGAUAUUUUGGAGGUGUGAUGGUAUAUAGUUUUCAUACGUGAAGACCCUAGUUGUGUGAUUGUCUGAACAUGGCCUUCAAUAAAGUAUAUGGAGGAUUGAACAGUGACAGUACUCUACAAAAAAGAAAUUUUGUCGCCUUUCACCUUUGAAAAAAAAAACGAAUUAUCACUAGGGUAGAAAAUUUGUCAUGAUGCUAGCUUCUUCCCAUCAACUUUUACCGGUACAGUAAUGGAUUGGUCAAUGUUUUGUAGUUGAAGCCCUCCAAUGGUUUUCGUCAGAACACACAUUUAUUGAGACAUGUCUGCCGAUAUUUAAUUCUAUGAAAGUGGUAAUUUUAGGGAACAUUGAAAAGACUUUGUUUUGUUUUAGUAUCAUUCCUUAAAAGAUUUAGGCAAAUCAGAGAUAUUUAAAUUAGGGGACAAUUCUCCUUGGGGAAUUAAUACUGAAACUCAUACAUCUUGUGAAAUGUAAGUUAUUUAUGAUACCAGUAUGUCACAAGCAGGUAUGGAAGUAACAUUCAAGGGCAAACAUACUUUGUAUAUUACAGGGGAAAGUUUGCAAGUAGUUUUUACUGUCACACUUUUUUGGGGUAGUUAUUAUUUGCCAUCAGUUGGAACAUCAAUACUGAAAUAUCUAUUUACUAAUUGGAUAUACAUAUAAGAUCUAAGCUUGUUUUGUCUAGAUCAAGAUCAAAAUGCUAAGAUAUACUUUCUAUUAAUUGUAGUGUUUUACUGGUCAGAUGUAUCUUACAUCAAGUUAUUUUUUUUGCUAGCAGUGUUUUCAGAAGAAGGGCUGCAACACCUGCAUGGUCAUCUAGAUCUGAUUAUGAUGUCAAUCAGGAUGUCUUUAAAUGUGAAAUCUUGAUCAGUACUACUUAAAGGACACAAAAGCAUAAACUCGACAUUUGAUAUGAACCCAUUGGUGUGGGGUUCCAUCUUUAUGAAAUUAUGAACUAUUUUGAUGUGGGAUUACAGAACUGUAGAAGAGACAUCAUAAUAUACAUCAAGUGUAAGAUGGUUUCAACUAGCUGUAUGUUAUUUUACCAUCACUAACAGACUGCAAUCAAACAUGAAACAUUGAAUAUAAUUUUAUUUUGUUAUUUGUUUUCAAAUUCACUUAUCUUUCUGUUAAUAUCCAAUCUAAUCACACUUUGCUCCCAUUAACCUAAAGCAGAAUUAUAUUACCAUUGAUUGAUAACAUAAUCUUAUUCUUUUGGCAAAAUUGUAUCAACAUGAAGUCCUACUUCCUAUUGAGAAAUGAAAUACAGGUGGGUCAUUAUAUACUUAUUAAUCUGUUCUCAAUGUUAUAAAAACUUUAUUCAUAUGCAAAGGAUACAAAAGUUUGUAUUAUGUAAGUAAAUUUACAUAAUUGUGAUAUAUACCUCGCCUAAUCACCAUAUCCCAGUUGUAAGGUUACCUCCCUUUCAUCACUGCAUCAUCAGCUUACGACCUUGUGGCAGGGGGUGAUUUAUAUCUAACAUUGUGUCCAAUAUAUUGUUGAUGUGCCAGUGUGAAUCGUAAGUUCAUAUAUUAUUACAUAAAUCAUUUCACAGAGAUGCAAAAAUGGUUUUGGAUGAGUGUAUAACUGUAUAUGUAAACAAGUGAAUUAUUUUGUAUGUUUUACAAUCCUGCUCUUAUUAAUUUUCAUUUAUGAAUACUUUGAGUAUGUACAUUUAUCAUUUUGAUUGAGUUCGAAACUGUCCUACAUGCACAUGUUAGCCUACAAUUGGUAGAAUUUGCCAACAGAAAAGUGUGCACGGGUGUUGAUCCUCUCUUCUGUCGUCCUCUUCAAGUUUACAUGUUACUUCUGUCAACCUAUCCUUACCUGGCCACUUAUCAAAUGUCUCUUCAGCUGUUAUAACACAAUAUUUGCAGAUUUUCUGUUUUGAAUUUCAUGUGUAAUAUAAUAAGGAUGAGUAGAAAUUGGAAAUGUUAUCCUUGUUUUGCACCUAAGGAUGGCCGAGUGCAGAAUUCUGGUAGUUGCCAUGGUUUUGAAUCCUUGUAACCUAAUAGGAAUAAUUAUUUUUUAAGGCAUCAGAACUUUUCAUAAUUUUCGUUUUGAACUUGGGUUUUUGUUGGGCGGAUGGAUGGUGUGAAUUUAUCCUUGUUUUCAAAAUGACUGCAGUGCAGAAACACAAAUUCAGUUAAAAUCACAAUCAUGGCUUUAAAUAUUAAAAUAAAUCCUGGUGAAUCACAUCAUCCUGAAUCCUUGACCACUGCUGACCGAGGCUGUGGUACAUUGUAAUCUGUAAUGCUGUACGGCUGAUGAGGCUGAGGCCUGACAUGUGUACCGAUAUUUACCCUCUGUAUAUGUAGCUACAUUUUGUAGGUAGUGGUAUGUCUUGUGUAAGUAGAAUCAUGUUCGCCCAAUGAACUGUGUAAUGAUGAAAUCACCCUGUACAGAAAUGGUGAUGUGUGUUCAUGCCAGACUGGUACAUAGAUCAUGUCUGGAUUAAAGAUUUUCUAAUAAUUGUCAUGAGAAAACGAAAACAAUAAAAAUAUUGAAUAUAUAGAA